AUGCCUAUUCCCACACAACACCACUUGGAACAUUCAUCCCGUUCACAGGCUGCUCUUGGAUUUUGCUACGAAUUCGGUCUUGGGGUUCCUCAGGAUUUUAAAGAAUGCGAUGCCUUUUACUUGCUAGCUGCUGAAAAAGGCAGUGGUUUAGCUGCUGCACGACUUUCAUUUCUUCGUCGUUAUGGUCGUCCUGGAAUCCGUAUGGACCGAGUCGAAUCUGAGGCAUGGGUUACACGAGUUCAGGAGCAAGGCAGCCAUGCAAUUGAUUGGCUCGUAAAGGCUGCCGAUAUUGAUAAUCAUCCAUCCGGAAACUAUGCGCUUGGAGUAUGCUACCAUGAUGGUAUUGGUGUCCCCAAGUGUGCCGAAAAGGCAGUGUACUACUAUAAACGAUCAGCCGUCUUUAAUCAUCCCCGAGGACUUGGUAUUCUUGGAUUUUGUUAUGGUGAAGGAUACGGGGUGCCAAAAAAUCUCGAGGUUGCAUUCCAAUACUAUCUUCGUGCAGCCACUCUCGGUGAGUCUGUAUCCAUGUACAACGUAGCCCAUUGCUAUGAAGAAGGUGUUGGGGUUGCCAAGGAUCUUACACUUGCUAUCCACUGGUAUCGCAAGUCUGCCGAGUGUGGCAACUGUUAUGCUCAAAACAGUCUUGGAUACAUGCACGAGGAAGGACACGGUGUUGAACGCAGCGAUGCUGACGCUGUCAAAUGGUACAAGCUAUCUGCAGAACAAGGAUACCCAUGGGCUCAGUGCAAUCUUGGUUUUUGUUUACAAAAUGGGAUUGGCACUGAUCGCAACGAAAUACUUGGAUCCUAUUGGUAUCACAAGGCGGCUGUUCAGGGACAUUCCCGCGCACAACACAAUCUAGGACACGCUUACCAAUACGGCAUUGGUGUUGAGCAGAAUGAAGCGCUUGCUGUUCAGUGGUAUCAGCGAUCAGCCAGUUCUGGAAACUCGUAUGCCAUGCAUUCUCUUGGAUACUGCUACCAAUAUGGUAUUGGUGUUGAUAUCGAUGAAAGUAUGGCACUCACACUGUAUCACGAAGCGGCAAAACUUGGGCACGGUCCAGCUCAGCUCUCACUUGGAUGUUGUUAUAGAAGUGGCAUUGGUGCCAAGGUAGAUGAAAAGGAAGCAUUCAAGUGGAUUCAGCUCAGUGCUGAAGGCAACAAUGCGCUAGCGCAAAACACACUGGGACAUUUGUACGAGGAUGGAAUUGGUACUGCGGCAAAUAUCGAAAGAGCUGUGUUUUGGUAUACUCAGAGUGCUGAGCAAAAUAAUGUUUGGGCACUAACCAACUUGGCUAUUUUGUACUCGGAUGGUAAUGGUGUACCUCAAAAUGACACCGAAGCUGUUCGACUGCUUCGACUUGCUGCUGACCAAAACCAUGUACGCGCACAGACACGGCUGGCAGAUAUGCUGGCAGUUGGACGUGGCUGCACUGCUAAUUUGGUUCAAGCACUUGCUUGGUACGAAAAAGCUGCCGAUCAGGGAUCAGUUAGUGCCAUGGGCAUUGUUGCAAGAUACUAUGAAGAGGGUUUAGGUUGCAUUUCUGAUAUUGCUAAAUCGAUCGAGUGGUAUGAAAAGGCAGCUAGUUGGGGUGAUCAAGAUGCAUCUGAACGGCUCGUUCAGCUUGUUGCCAACUCUGUUUUGCACUCCAAUAUCUUUACAUAUGGUUGUGCUGCUCGUGCUGCAUAA
Batrachochytrium dendrobatidis JAM81 is the source of this 1689-nucleotide messenger RNA. RefSeq lists its product as uncharacterized. The coding region runs from base 1 to 1689 and encodes 562 amino acids. Gene Ontology annotation, molecular function: protein binding. The record is from RefSeq and is a predicted model, not a curated record. NCBI's taxonomy places the organism in Eukaryota, Fungi, Chytridiomycota, Chytridiomycetes, Rhizophydiales. The transcript is spliced from 2 exons.